Insectozyma verbasci is the source of this 1545-nucleotide messenger RNA. The record is from the annotation of a GenBank genome assembly. NCBI's taxonomy places the organism in Eukaryota, Fungi, Ascomycota, Pichiomycetes, Serinales, Debaryomycetaceae.
AUGAGUUUAGUGUUGUUGAAAAACAUCAAUCGUUAUGAAAUACUAGUAUUCAAAAGAAUAAUAAGUAGAAAUUAUGUAACUAGAACCACGUCGAUAUCCAAAAGAUAUCCAUUAAGACCUCAAUUAAAUAUAAUACAUUCAAGAUUCAACUCUUCCAAUAUUGAGUCUAAUAAAUCAUCACAAAAAGAUUUUCAAAAAGAAGUAAGUACUGCUAAUGCAGUAGAAGCUUUAGAAAAAGGUCCAAAUACCGAAUCAAAUACCGAUCCAAAUUCAAAUACUACUAUAACUGCUGUAGAGAAAGUUAAAGAAGAACCUAAAAAAUCAAUAUGGGAAAAAAUUAAACAUGAAGCAAAUCAUUAUUGGAAUGGUACUAAAUUAUUAGGUUAUGAAGUUAAAGUAAGUACUAAAUUAUUAGUUAAAUUAAUGGCUGGUUAUGGUUUAUCAAGAAGAGAAAGUAAUCAAUUACAAAGAACUAUAGUUGAUGUAGUUAGAUUAGUUCCAUUUGCAAUGUUUGUUAUAAUACCAUUUGCUGAAUUAUUAUUACCUGUUGCUUUAAAAAUUUUUCCAAAUUUAUUACCUUCAACGUAUGAAUCAAAAACUGAUAAACAAAAGAAAAAGGCUAAAUUAAAGAAGACAAGAAAUGCCGCAAGUGAAUAUAUUAAAAAAACAAUGGAACAAAGUGGUUUAAAAUUAUCUAAAAAGAUUACUGAUUCUGAAAAAGAAGGAUUUGUUCAAUUUUUCCAUUGUAUUUCAAUGGGUAAAAAUCCAACUCGUGAACAAUUAAUUAAAGUUGCAAGAUUAUUUAAAAAUGAUCAAGUUUUAGAUAAUUUAUCAAGACAUCAAUUAGUUGCAAUGUGUAAAUAUAUGAGUUUAAGACCAUUUGGAACUGAUUCAAUUUUAAGAUAUCAAAUUAGACAUCGUUUAUUAACUAUAAUUAAAGAUGAUAAAGCUAUUGAUUAUGAAGGUGUUGAUUCUUUAAGUAUACCCGAAUUACAAAUGGCUUGUUCACAAAGAGGUAUUAAAACAAGUGAUGUUUCUCCAGCUAGAUUAAGAGAUGAUUUAGAAACUUGGUUAGAUUUAAGAUUAAGACAAAAAAUUCCUUCAACUUUAUUAAUUUUAUCAUCUGCUUAUACUUAUGGUGAUAAAGAUCAUACUUUAGAAACUUAUUAUGAUGCAUUAUUAGCUGUUUUAUCUUCUAUUCCUGAUGAAGUUUAUAAUGUUGCAAAAUUAGAAUUAAGUGAUGAUUCAAAAUUAAAAUUAAAUAUACUUAAAGAACAAGAUGAAAUGAUUGAAGAAGAAAAUGAAAGAGAAAAAGAUACUGUUAAUAAAGUCAAAGAUGAUAUUAAAUUAGAUGAAUAUGAAGACACUGCAAGUGAGGGUGUUAAAGUUGAAGAAGAUAAAGAUAAACCAGAAAGUGAAAAAAUUGAAGAUAAAACUACUGAAGUUCAUAAUAAAGCUGAAGAAGAUCCUGCAUCACCAAUAAGAUCAGAAAAGGCAAAAGAAGAAGAAGAAGCUAAAAAGGAAGAAGCAACUACAAAAAAUUGA